UCGCUGAUGAUCAUUACUGCUAAGUCAUAUGCCUGUAAAAGGGACUAUCAACUGUUAACAUUUCACAAACAAAGUUUAUAAAACCAUUAUCAAAAGGUGCUAUUGUAAUCAUGGCGUUUUAUUUUCAAUUCCAGAUGCAUCUCAAUUUGUGGUUGAUAGUGCUGAUGAUUGGCUUAAUAAACACAAUGAAAUUGGCAGCCGCAUCCUUGCCUCGUGGCUGCCCCGAUAGCAGUACAUGCGGCCAUCUAAAUGUUCCGUAUCCCUGCAGCACAAUAGAAAAUUGUACUACCCUGCUUGGAGACAAGUUUUUAAUUAAUUGUUUGAAAUCCUCCGACUCUGAUCAUCCCAUACCACUACUGUGGAAUUCUAAUAUUGUUGUUGCUAACAUAUCCCUAGACGGUGAAUUGGAGGUCAUGCAGUAUGUAGCAAAAGAAUGCUAUGAUAUUACAGCGAAAACACUGAUAAUUUAUAAGCAAUCGGUGGCCGAUUUCAGUAUCUCUGAAACCAAAAACAAGUUCGUUGCCGUCGGCUGCGACACACAAGCAACUAUCAAUGGACAGCGGGGCAACAGCAAUUACACGACCGGCUGCAUCUCCUCAUGUCAAGAGAGUGAUUUGGACAGCUUAGGUGAGGCUUGCUCUGGCGUUGGAUGUUGUCAAAUCUCGAUUCCAAAGGGACUUAAUAAAAAUAUCGAAAUUCAGUUGACCAGUUUUUACAACCGCGAAUACGUAGCCAAGUUCAAUCCGUGCAGCAGUGCCUUCAUUGUGGAUAAAGACAAGUUCAAGUUCAACAGCACAAUCGUCAGAUCAAGACAAUUAGCUGAGAUUGAGAAACUUCCCAUGGUCAUCGAUUGGUCAAUUGAGAACGUGUCCUGCGAUGAAGCACCAAAGUUGGAGAAUUACUCGUGCAAGGCAAAUAGCAAGUGUGUUAACUCCACCACUGGAUCUGGCUACAUUUGCCAGUGGUCUGAGGGUUAUAAAGGGAAUCCAUACCUUCCACAUGGUUGUCAAGAUAUUGAUGAGUGCGAAAAACAUAACCCCUGCAUCAAUGGCACAUGCAGAAACACACCUGGGAGUUUCAAUUGCUCGUGUGGAGUGGGCUAUACGCCUAUCAAUAGAACUACAUGUAGUGUGGUAAAUACACCCAGCAAUAGCGGCCGAUCAACAGAACAUCUAAUCCUCGACGUUUCCUUGAGUGUAUGCAUGGGAGUCAUAGUCUUUACAGCUUCAAGUAUAAUGAUUUUUUGGAUAUUGAAAAAAAGAAAGUUAAUCAAGAUCAAAGAAAAAUUCUUCCAACAAAACGGAGGCAAAAUGUUGCAACAGAAACUGUCAAGCCAUGGAGGAUCACUAGAUACAACUAAAAUAUUUAGUAUAGAAGAACUUAAGAAGGCAACAAACAAUUUCCAUGAAAGCAGAAUCCUUGGAGAGGGAGGUUAUGGAACAGUCUAUAAAGGAGAAUUGGAUAACAAACUUGUUGCAAUCAAGAAGUCAAAAGUGGGUGUUCAACCACAAUCUGAAAAGUUUAUCAACGAGGUGGUUGUGCUUAUGCAAAUCAACCACAAAAAUGUGGUUAAACUCUUUGGAUGUUGUUUAGAGACAGAGGUGCCUUUGUUAGUAUAUGAAUUCAUUUCAAAUGGCACUCUUUUUGAUCGUAUCCAUUGCACAAGCCAAGAAGUUCCCCCACUUUCUUGGAACUUGAGAUUGAAGCUAGCUUUAGAAACUGCGGGAGCUCUUGCUUAUCUGCACUGCCAGACUAUCACACAAAUCAUACACAGAGAUGUGAAGACAGCGAAUAUACUAUUGGACGAUAAUUAUACAGCAAAAGUCUCAGAUUUUGGAGCUUCUCGAUUAAAUCCACUUGAUCAAAAUCAACUACAAACGAUUGUGCAAGGAACAUUUGGAUACUUGGAUCCAGAAUACAUGCAUUCAAGCAAAUUAACGGACAAAAGCGAUGUGUAUAGUUUUGGAGUUGUAUUAGCAGAAAUACUAACAAGGAAGAAAGCACUUGCUUUUGACAGACCUGAGAAAGACAGAAAUCUCGCAAAAUAUUUUGUCUCUGCUUUAAAAGAUGGCACAAUACUUGAUAUUUUGGACGUUGACAUUGUGAAAGAAGAAAAUGUUAAAGUUCUAAUGGAAGUGGCGAAUCUUGCUGGUAGAUGUUUGAGGUUAAAAGGUGAGAAAAGGCCAAGCAUGAAAGAAGUGGCAAUGGAAUUAGAGGGAUUGAGAACUAUCAAAAAGCAUCCACAGAACGAAGACUACUGGUUAUCUGAAGAGGAGUACUUGCUGGAACCUUUAGUUUCGAACUCUAUUGACAUCAUAAAUGGGGAAUCAAGCAGUAGUACUAUAGUCAGUCAUGUCGACAUGCAAAACAAAAUGUUAACUUCGUACGGAGAUGGAUGACAUAUAGGUGGGGUUAUUGUUGAUUACAAUUUUUUAGUCUUCCAAUAAUUGUCUUCAAAAUUUGUUUUGUGUGUUUUAGACUUUAAGAGUACUUAGUAUAUGUAUAAUGAUCAUUAAAGUUUGGAUAAUGUUUCCAUCUUUAGUAUUUUGUUGAUCUUUUAGCCGCUUAUUAAACUAUAUGAGAAAUUCUUGGCUUUCUUAACCAAUUACUUUAAUAAAUAAAAGA
This is a messenger RNA of Humulus lupulus (European hop), 2625 nucleotides long. Its product is annotated as wall-associated receptor kinase 2-like. The record is from RefSeq and is a predicted model, not a curated record. Gene Ontology annotation, molecular function: protein serine/threonine kinase activity; ATP binding; calcium ion binding. The transcript is spliced from 3 exons. Gene Ontology annotation, biological process: cell surface receptor signaling pathway; protein phosphorylation. NCBI's taxonomy places the organism in Eukaryota, Viridiplantae, Streptophyta, Magnoliopsida, Rosales, Cannabaceae. Gene Ontology annotation, cellular component: plasma membrane. The coding region runs from base 111 to 2399 and encodes 762 amino acids.